AUGCCGUCUUUUAAUAUUCUAUCAGUAAUUUGGUCUUGUUUUAGAAGGUCUGCCAGCUGCUACUGCUUCUUUUUCUCCCCUGAAAAAUCAUGUAUUGUUUCCGUUUGGUCCACGGUAUGGGUGAGGGUGGCUGAAACGCGGCCUGGUGGCUGCACGGAGAGGCUUAGGCAGCAGCCCUGCAACAGGGGGACACCGAGAGGACGCCACAGGGCCCCUCAGAGGCUGCUGGGCUUCGAAGGCUCCCGGUUGUGUUUGAGAGGGAGCCUCUCUGAGAGCUACGGGCUGGGGCCCAGCGUGCGGGCCGGCCUGCGGAGGCGAGCCGUGGGGGCCGCCAUCUUCCCGACGGGGUCACCUCGCCACCCAGGAAGUGGUUCUCCAGCAGCUCCCGGAGAUGCCGGCCUGCGCGGGACCCGCCGAGCGCUCGUGGCUGGGCCAGGGCCAGGGCCCGCUGCAGGUGCUUCUUCGGAACCACGGGGCCGCCCCGUCGUGCCGGGAGGCCUUCCGCACGCCCCGGGAGAGGGCGCGGCCCGCUUCCCCUCGGUGGCGCGCCGUGCGGAGCCACAUCGUGGCGGGGACACAGGAGCGCACAGAGAGAUGAGAGAAGAAAACAAUGGCACAUUGGACGGUAUGCAGAUGAGAGAGCAAGCAAUAUGAUAAUUCACCACCCUGGAAAAGUGACAAAUCUUUCAGAUUACAUUUCACACAUGCUGUCCAGCAUGCCACGUUAGAGCAAUGGAGGCCCCUGCCAGCCACAGGUUCACGGCUGCCUGCAAAUAUAUUGAUGAUCUGCUUUAAAGCAUAGAGCGAUUUUUGUGAUUUUCAAGAACUUAUUAUAAAAUACGAAGUGGAAACGUAACCAUAUGGAGGACACUCAAGCAUAGGAGCUUCUUCUGAAGAUGGUUGACAAACCAGAUUUGUUGACAAGCGCAAUCUCGAAUGGCACUCUGGUGUCAUUUCCUUGAGACUGGCAAAUUGGAACCUUCAAGAUAUGAGUAACACUUCUCUACGUGGCCUGUGCUGGUCUGAUCUUCAACUUCUCUGGAAACUUCCUGUGCUGAUGAUCAAUAGUGAAAGUGCCCGCUGGGUUUUCGAAGACGCGAAUGUUAAGUGGUGUCCUAUUUUUUCGGAAUUAAUUGCAUUUGGAAUGUUCUGAGCGGGAACUCUCUGGUACUACAAGCAUCUGGUCAUUUUCACAUAGUGCUAUUUCUGUAAAAUCUACAUUCUUUCCACCAUCAGAAUCUAUUUCUGUAAAACCUACAUUCUUUCCACCAUCAGAAUCUGCUUCCUUAAAGAUAGCUGGACCACAUCACGCAGUCAUUGCCCUUUAGUAUCUUUUCCUACUUGAGGCGAUAGAUUGGUUAAAGCUAAAACACCUGCUAAUCCUGUGUCAGGAAUUUGUGCCAGAAGCAAGUGAAUAUCGAUCAACAUCUCAAAUAUUACACUUUAAGAUCUACUUGUAUACAAAACACUAUAUAAAUAGUACACUCCAGUAUUACUCAACAACGACUUUUUACCCGAAGAAACCAGGAUGGUGGUGGAACAGUGAAGGAGCGCUUUGGGUAUUAAUCAAAGGGCAGACCAACUGCUUUGUUAAAUGCAGCAAAAUGCAUUCGUCCAGGUACCAUUUCCGGAUCCCUGCAUUUGUCCCCACUGCUCCCUCCAGUCCCCAACUCCCCAACUAUUUAAAGUCUUUCUUUUAGAAUCCCCUUCUCGUCUCUUACUUUCCUCAUUGUCAGCAGGCCACUCAUCCUCCAGCUGAGGCCAUCAGGUAAAGUCCUUCAACUUCCUGUCCAGCUCCCCUCCACAAGGUGUAAGCCCAGGGGUGUUUUUCCUCCCAGGAUAAGGAUAAGAUCUCCCUCUCUGAUUCAAGGCCAGACCCGUCCAACGUGCUGGUCUUCUCACUCCCUGCCUGGAGCUACCCAGCAGAAUUCCGUGUGGCUCCCAGGCUGCAACACACACAGGCCCUAGCAGGCCUCAGGUCUCUAUGUGGACGCCCCCUCACACACACUUCCCCCACUCUGUAGCUGGCACCUCUCACGAGCAGCUCAGGCAGGGGGACUCGACAGAUACGUGUUGAACUGAAACUACUAACUUUUCAGCAUGAGUUAUUUUCAAUAGCUUGAACCAGAACUGAGCCUGUCCCAGAUUGUCUGCAGAACAGCAUAUGAUUCCUGCUCCACUUUAUUUUUUCAACCCAUACAUGACCCAAAAAUGAGGAGUGAGAAAUUUCUAGUGACUAAAGUUGCCAGAUAAAAUGCAAGCUGCUCCGUCAAAACUGAUUUUCAAGUAAACAAUAUGGAUCUUAAGUAUAAGUAUGUCACAGGGGGCAUACUUAUACUAAAAACAAUUAUUCAUUGUUUAUCUGAAAUUCAAAUUUAACUGGGCAGCCUGUAUUUUUAUUUGCUAAGUCUGACCACUCUACCAGUGACUCCUUAAAAAUUCUCAGAGGACUCAAGGAAUGCUUUAGAGCGCUUGGAGAUUUGUGUUCCAACUCUGCAAACUUCUCAACUGGGCAGAUUCUGUGUCUGUUAAUGCAGCUGGGUUUCUUUCUGGACAUCUCAGCAACAUACUUUAGCAAGUGCUGUUUAUUAUAUAAAAUGUUCGUUUCUUUUGCCAA
Molecule: messenger RNA, 2617 nt
Organism: Felis catus (domestic cat)
Lineage: Eukaryota; Metazoa; Chordata; Mammalia; Carnivora; Felidae
Product: rabphilin-3A-like
Exons: 6
Coding region: 1-654 (217 amino acids)
Source: RefSeq, a predicted model, not a curated record